This is a messenger RNA of Linnemannia hyalina, 3027 nucleotides long. The record is from the annotation of a GenBank genome assembly. NCBI's taxonomy places the organism in Eukaryota, Fungi, Mortierellomycota, Mortierellomycetes, Mortierellales, Mortierellaceae.
AUGGACCAGAUACGCACCCGGACCCUACUUCCAUUCGUCAUCAACUACAGGGUACUCAAGGCCAACUAUACCACUAUUAUCUUCAACAACACCGACAACCGGCUCCAUAUUAUACAUCCUAUCGAGUGUAGAUCGCAGCUAUCCUCAAACCAGGGGUCCACCACAUCACAACUUGACGACCCACAGGGAUCGAUACACGAGCGUCAGAAGAUUCAUUAUCAAUCACAGGAGCAUCCGCGGCAGCAACAGUCGCCAACACUACAAGAACAACAACAACAACAACAGCAACAGCAACAGCAACAGCAACAGCAACAGCAACAGCAACAGCAACAGCAUCAGCAACAGCGACAGCAACAGCAUCAGCAUCAGCAACAGCGACAGCAACAGUUACAACAACAGUUACAACAACAUAACCCAGAGGAUUCAGGUGCUCGUCAAGAAUUAGUAACGAGCACUGAAUUGGGAAGGCAACAAGCACAACUCGGCUCUUCUGGACAAAGUCCAAGGAGCCAGGGGCACGGGCAUGGCGGACCACAGUGGCAACACUCUUCCCGCGACGACAAUCAGACUCCGCAACAGUCUGGUCAUUCUCAGCCCAAACAACCUGCACCUGUGUUUCUCUCAACAUCACAGAGAACACGGGAGGCACCAGAGAAGAAUCCUAAAAGAUCAGCUUCCUUUUCCUCAUCCAUUGCGCAAGACACGCGUGCCGGAGCAAGGACCAAUGGUGCCCGCUCUCUAGUCAAGAGGUCAUCCAUCCCCCUUGCUAUUGAAACACACAGACGAUUAUCAAUGCCAGCAGGAGCAUUCGGUAAUCAACAAACAGCAGUCAUCGAGGUGGCCGAACAGUCCGUGCAUGGGAGCCAUCAGCACAUUCACCAUGCAGGAAUGCAACCCGGUCACCGGCCAUCACAGACAGCCAACGACACAGGGUCCCAGCCCACAACUCGAUCCCUUCACGGCGACAGAGAUGGUGGAAUUGAAGGCGUGUACCAACAAAGCAACGACGACAGUAUGACGACGGAUGUGGAAGAAAGGGACGAUUGUAUUCAGAGCUACAGCCGCUACCAUGAACGAGGACAACGAACGGGCCUCAUGAGGAAGGAGCGCGACGAGGAGGACAGGGCGAUGGAGGGUACUCAGGAUGCUUCCUCUCGUCAACGCGAGGCUACUCAAAUACCAACGGAUCGCCCGCUCUCCAGAGCCGGUGAGAAAGUUUGGGAGAGGAAGGUCAGUCUUGGGUCGUUAGGCCAAGUAUCAGAGCCGACCGCCAAGAUUUUGAGAAGUUUGUCCGUUGACAUGGAGUUGCUGUACAUGGACUUACCGCGCAUGGGAAGACGAACCAACCGAAGGUCGGUGCCAUUAAGCAGAGAACCUGGAACAGUCGCUGGAGAAGUAGUCGAUUUAAGGGGACAACAGCUCCUUCCGGAUGGCCAGGAGAGGGAUCAGGACGAAUCGAUCCAAGGUAGCGGGACAAACCUGGACGAUAGUCUGCAGAGUCAGAGUAGAGAAGCUGAGACAGAUUCAUCCUCCACAAGAGAAGCGUCAUCGUCCCUCUCUGUGGUUGCCGAUACUGCAGCAAGGCUCGGCGGAAUGGCCAUGGCGACUUCAUCUCCCAUUGGACCUUUGACAACCUCGGACUUGAGCUUUGGAGAGUCUACUUCGGCUGACAGGGAUGUGACCCAGAGAGAUCUGCGACGACUUCUAACAGGAACAAAUGGUGCUUCACUCAUCUUGGGCCAAGCAGGAUACUAUACGACGCGCGAUAUCGAAGCGCUGUUUGCCCACUGGGAAGAGAAGUACCUUUCGUCGUGGGAAGCAGGAGAUGCCAACAGUCUGCGACCAGAAAUUGGAAAAGGCUCCAAAGGCAAGGGCAGGAAGCUGGACGAGUCUCGCGAUAUUUGGAAGAGGAAAGACUCGAGAUCAAGCCUCUAUGACGAGUCCAACAAGGCAGCAGGAUUCGAGGAGGAGGAUGAGAGUGACGAUGAUGACGAUGAUGACGAUGAUGACGAUGAUGACGAUGAUGACGAUGAUGACGAUGAUGAUGACGAUGACGAGGAUGAAACGGAGAGUGACCAGGAUGAGGUUGACGGGAACAAACGCGGAGCCGAGGGCGCAUCGGGCUCUUCCAAGAGGAAGAGGCGUUUGUCGAGUAGGCGCGUUAGCAAAGGCAGAGGCAAGGCCAAGGACAAUUUGGAGUCCGGUGGCAGGAAGCAGAAGAAGUUGAAGUCGGCCGAGGAAACGAAGAGACACCCCUGUAAAGAAUGUGGGAAGCGGUUCUCGCGACCCAGCCAGCGGGAUACACACUAUCUCACACACACUGGCGAAAGACCUCAUAAGUGUGUUUCAUGCGACGCGUCCUUCAACGUCGCCAGUAACUUGAAGAGACACGCCGUGAAAGUCCAUGCUCCCGACAGAGUGCCUCCAGGCGGAAACGACGUGGAGCAGCCAUCGUCGAGCUCGUCAGUGCAAGGCAUUGUACUGUUGAGUCCGGCUUCUUUGUUCAUGUCCGCCCCAUUACAUGAACCACAACAGCCACAGGAGAUACACCAACACGAACAGCAACAGCAGCAACAACAACCGGUUGAACAACAAAAUCAGCCUUCGCAAACACAACCCUCCGGAGAUCCACAAACAGUGGAGCUUUCGUCCGACAAUUUACAGCAGACGAGUCAUCCACAAUCAGCGCUUGAAAAACAACACCAUACACAGCAACAGCAACAGCAAGUGUACCAACUUCUCCUUUGCGCCGUCACAGCACUCACCCCGCCGCCGCCACCAACUCAACCAACUGCGUCGUCACCGUCUGGAUCAGAAGGGCAGCAGCAGCAGGAAGCGCUUGUCAGUUUGAGAUUGUCACCUCCAACAGCAACAGCAACACACAGAGACGAAUCUGUGUCUUCCGCCAAAGAAGUUCACGACGACGGUUCGCCUCGUCCCUCCUAUCAUCUUGCCUGUCUCGCUGCCAUUAACAAGCCCGAUCCACUUGACGACCUCUACCUCGUCGUUUGGUCGCGCUCGCGUUAA